Molecule: messenger RNA, 1204 nt
Organism: Engraulis encrasicolus (European anchovy)
Lineage: Eukaryota; Metazoa; Chordata; Actinopteri; Clupeiformes; Engraulidae
Gene: tnnt1
Product: troponin T type 1 (skeletal, slow)
Exons: 17
Coding region: 124-990 (288 amino acids)
Biological process (GO): slow-twitch skeletal muscle fiber contraction; sarcomere organization; regulation of muscle contraction
Cellular component (GO): troponin complex
Molecular function (GO): tropomyosin binding; troponin T binding
Source: RefSeq, a predicted model, not a curated record
CCCUCCCUCCCCCUCCUGCAGUCACAGGUAUCUCUCAUCUCCCAACUGUUCGACCUUCUCAUUAACGAGCCAAACAGCAGCCUCAUUCUCAAUCAUCAAUCAUCAAGUUGUCAAGAACCAGCCAUGUCUGACGUAGAGGAAGAAUACGAGGAGGAGCAGGCAGAAGAGGAACCAGAGGCAGAGGAGGAGCCAGAGCAGCAGGAAGAAGAUGAAGGCGAGCAGCAAGAGUACACAGACUAUCAAGAUCAGGGGACUCAGGAGGAAGAUCAGGGGACUCAGGAGGAAGAUCAGGGGACUCAGGAGGAAGAAGAGGAAAGGGCCAGACCCAAGCCUAUGGUCCCUCAGCUGGCCCCGCCGAAAAUUCCAGAGGGGGAUCGAGUGGACUUUGAUGAUAUCCACAGGAAGAGGAUGGAGAAGGAUCUGCUGGAGCUGCAGACGCUGAUUGAGGUCCACUUUGAGCAGCGCAAGAAGGAGGAGGAGGAGCUGAUUGCACUGAAAGGUCGCAUUGAGCAUCGGCGGUUUGAGAGGGCGGAGGUGCAGCGUGUGAGGGCAGAGAAGGAGAAAGAUCGGCAGAACAGGCUUGCGGAGGAACGCCAGCGAAAGGAGGAUGAGGAGGCCAGAAAGAAGGCAGACGAUGACGCGAAGAAGAAGAAGGUUCUGUCUAACAUGGGCACUAAUUUCGGCGGAUUCCUUGCAAAGGCAGAGUCAAAGAGAGGGAAGCGGAUGACCGGCCGGGAGAUCAAGAAGAAGACUCUAAAUGAUCGGCGCAAACCUCUUUCCUUCGAUAACAUGCGGGAGGAUGCCCUGAAGCAACGAGCGCAGGAGAUGUGGAACUGGAUCUACCAGCUGGAGUCAGAGAAGUUUGACUUCAUGGACGAGAUGAAGAAGCAGAGAUAUGAGAUUGUCGUCCUCCUCAACAGAAUUUCUCAUGCUCAGAAGUUCAAAAAGGGUCAUGGCAACAAGGGCAAGGUUGGAGGUCGUUGGAAGUAAGGGCUUCUGCUGAGCCGUGCAAUGAAGCAAGAAUGUGGUCACACGGACACAGAAGCUGCCUCCUCUGCUUCCUUAUCUUUCUUCUCCCUCCCUCCCUCCCUCUCUCUCUCUCUCUCUCUCUCUCUCUCUCUCUUUCUCUCUCUCUCUACCCCCCCUCUCCCCAUCCCACAGUCCCACCCCAACAGCAGCCAAAUGGAAAAAGAACAUUUUGACA